Carya illinoinensis is the source of this 1965-nucleotide messenger RNA. RefSeq names its product formin-like protein 13. NCBI's taxonomy places the organism in Eukaryota, Viridiplantae, Streptophyta, Magnoliopsida, Fagales, Juglandaceae. The transcript has 10 exons. Bases 1 to 1965 code for a protein of 654 amino acids. The record is from RefSeq and is a predicted model, not a curated record.
AUGGUUGCAGAAGAAGAAUACAAAUUUUUUCUAGGAGAAUGCGAACUAGUUAAAAUAGACAUCAAUUGCCAUAUUCAAGGUGAUGCUGCUGCUUCCGUAGUAGCGGGUGAUAUCUCAAGCUUUGAGGAGGAGGGCCUUCCAGCGGAAGCAUUUGCAAAAGUUCAAGAGUUCUUCAGUUAUGUGGACUGUUUAGAUCCCAGGGCCGAUGCAUCACUAAAUGUGCUCCAACACAUGAGUGCAUCAAAUAUUGUCCACGAACUGUUGGAAAGUGGCUCUCAUGAGAGUGUUGAAACGAGUGGUCUGUUGCAGGAGACAAGUCCUAGAAAGCUUUGGGAGAAAAAGAAGCCUACGGUCUUGGAAAGUAAGGCUAAGAACUCCUUGUCUCUGUCCCCAGAGAUUCAGUCCAUGUCCAUGUCCUCACCUAAGCAAUCUCAUGGUACUUAUCUGAGUAGAAAGUCAACAAUAGUCUUCUGUAAAUCUGUGGAAGAUGCAUCUGUAGCCCAAACUUCUGGCAUAGAACGUCAGCUACAUUAUCACACCUUAUCUGAAAGUGCAGAAACCACCCAUCCGCCAGCUAUAUCUCCAGUCAUUACAGAUCUAACCUUGUCUGUUUCACACACAUCUGAAUCUCUAGAUGCCAAAAUUGUUUUGGUUUCACCCCCUACACCUCCACCUCCUCCUCCACCACCACAGCCUUCCUCAACUGAUGUUUCUACGAAACUUUUUCAUUCUCCAACUCCUCCACCACCUCCAACACUGCUGCCUCCUCAAGCACCUCCUUUGAAGGAGAAUCUAGCUGUUAGAGCUAUGCUGCCUCUGCUUCCGCCUCCAACCCCUCAUACCAUGCAAACUGCUGGUCCUACAAUUCCUGCCACUAGUUUAUUACUUAAUCCUCCUUCAGCUCCUGUAGUUACUUCAUCAAUUAGGCUGCCUCCUCCGAAUCCUCCACCCCCUCCAAUACCGCCACCUCCUCCAACACCUCUUUUGAAGGAACAUAUCGCUGUUAGAGCAGGACAUCCUCCACCACCACCCCCUCCUCAUUCUCAGCAGGUUGCAGGUCCUAGAGUUCCAUCUUUAGUGCCACCACCACCUCCUGCCCCCAUUUUUUCAUACAAGAACUCACUCCCUGCAUCACAAAAUUCUCCACCUGUCCCAUCCCCGCCCCCUCCACCAGCUCCUUUUCUUAAAGGUACAUCUAGGACUGGUGAUGGUCAUCCAGGAUCCCUUGCUCUAGAUGGCAAUGGAAAUAGUAUCUCUGGAAAGGGGCAAAUUCUUUCACGUACUAUAAGUGCCAAGAAUUAUCAUAACAAAAAACUGAAGCCAUUGCAUUGGUUGAAAUUAACAAGAGCAGCAUCAGGAACUCUUUGGGUGGAGGCACAAAAAUUGGGUGCAGCUUCAAAGGCUCCAGACAUUGACAUUUCAGAACUUGAGAAUCUUUUCUCAGCCUCAAUUCCAAGUUCAGAUCAUGUUAGGAACUCCCUCCCCCCUACAAGCGCAACCUUCCUUUCUGAUUCACCACCCCAAGGGUAUGAACAAUCCAUCGAAAAGGACUGUGUUAAGCCAAUUUGGUUGGGAGGUUUGGUCAGUGACUUGGUACUAGCAGUUGUCUCUGUGAUGGGGGAGGCUUUGCAGUACAGAGAUAUUGACCACCGGCAGGCAUAUAACUGUGAAAUCAUGCUUUCAAAGGUGAAAGUAUCAUUGCAUGACUUAGUGGGAGAAUGCGAACUAGUUAAAAUAGACAUCAAUCGCCAUAUUCAAGGUGAUGUUGUGGUGGAGUGUGUUAGCUUGAAUGAUGAAAUAGCACGUGAAGAGAUGAUGUUCCGAGAUGAAAUUGACAUAUUGUGGAAUGCUAAGGAUCAAUUUCCAAAGGACUUCAGAGCAGAGGUGAUAUCUCAAGCUUUGAGGAGGAGGGCCUUCCAGUGGAAGCAUUUGCAAAAGUUCAAGAGUUCUUCAGUUGAGGACUGA